CCUUUCCGUCCUCGGCUACCAAACGACUCCCUCGAUACCAAUAUGCGUGAAGUCAUCUCCCUCCACGUCGGUCAGGCUGGUGUCCAGAUCGGAAACGCAUGCUGGGAGUUGUACACAGUUGAGCACGGUCUUAGUCCUGACGGCCGAGUUGCGGAGGGAGCAGUAAAAGGCAGCCCCGAUGGCUUCACUACUUUCUUCUCCGAGACGUCAUCCGGCAAACACGUACCGCGAUCCCUCUACAUUGAUCUUGAACCGAACGUCAUUGAUGAAGUCCGGACCGGAACUUACCGCAGCCUUUUCCACCCGGAGACGAUGAUAACUGGCAAGGAGGACGCAGCGAGCAACUACGCUCGUGGCCACUACACCAUUGGCAAGGAGAUGAUAGACACUGUUAUGGACAAAGUUCGCCGCCUUGCCGACAACUGCACCGGUCUCCAGGGCUUCUUCGUCUUCCAUUCCUUCGGCGGUGGAACCGGCUCUGGCUUCGGCGCUCUUUUGCUUGAGCGUCUCUCCACGGACUACGGCAAGAAGUCCAAGCUCGAGUUCAGCGUGUACCCAGCCCCUACCAUGGCAAAUUCCGUCGUCGAGCCCUACAACUCCGUUCUAACGACUCACACGACCCUCGAACACUCCGACUGUUCAUUCAUGGUUGACAAUGAGGCCAUUUACGACAUUUGCAAGAAGAACCUUGGCAUCACCUCCCCGGGCUUCACCAACCUCAACAGGUUGAUCGCUCAGGUCGUUUCGUCUAUCACGGCCUCGCUCCGCUUCGAUGGUUCCCUGAACGUCGACUUGAAUGAGUUUCAAACAAACCUGGUACCAUUCCCUCGCAUUCAUUUCCCUCUCGCGACCUUUGCACCGAUCAUCUCAGCCGCGAAGGCUACCCACGAGCAAAACUCGGUUGCGGACAUGACUUUCUCGUGCUUCGAGACUGGCAACCAAAUGGUGAAGUGCGACCCUCGCGAGGGCAAAUACAUGGCUUGCGCUUUGCUGUACCGUGGCGAUGUCGUCCCCAAGGACGUGAACGCUGCCGUCAGCAUCAUCAAGACGAAGCGUACGAUUCAAUUCGUUGACUGGUGCCCGACUGGCUUCAAACUCGGCAUUUGCAACGAACCCCCUGCUCAUAUCCCCGAUGGUGACCUGGCCAAGGUGUCUCGUAGUCUCUGCAUGCUGUCGAACACCACGGCCAUCUCCAGCGCCUGGAGCCGGCUUGACCACAAGUUCGACCUUCUGUACUCGAAGCGUGCCUUCGUCCACUGGUACGUCGGCGAGGGUAUGGAGGAGGGUGAAUUCUCGGAGGCGCGGGAGGAUCUCGCCGCGCUCGAGAAGGACUACGAGGAGGUUGGAAUCGAUUCGGCUGAGGCUGAGGAGCUGGGCGAGUACUAAAUGCAUGCGAUUGACCGUCGCGUUGAUCUCUUUGCGUAUUACCCGGCCUUCGGCCUCCUUAUAAUCCGUCUUACUGUGCUAUCAUGGCUUCACGUAUACUCGAGCAUGUCGUUGCAACCUGGAAACUCUGGAUAUUCGGA
This is a messenger RNA of Punctularia strigosozonata HHB-11173 SS5, 1526 nucleotides long. Its product is annotated as tubulin alpha. NCBI's taxonomy places the organism in Eukaryota, Fungi, Basidiomycota, Agaricomycetes, Corticiales, Punctulariaceae. The record is from RefSeq and is a predicted model, not a curated record. The coding region runs from base 43 to 1386 and encodes 447 amino acids. Gene Ontology annotation, biological process: mitotic cell cycle; microtubule cytoskeleton organization; nuclear migration by microtubule mediated pushing forces. Gene Ontology annotation, molecular function: GTP binding; structural constituent of cytoskeleton. The transcript is spliced from 6 exons. Gene Ontology annotation, cellular component: nucleus; cytoplasm; microtubule.